This is a messenger RNA of Porites evermanni, 1665 nucleotides long. The record is from the annotation of a GenBank genome assembly. Lineage: Eukaryota; Metazoa; Cnidaria; Anthozoa; Scleractinia; Poritidae.
GGAGCAACACGAGCCCUCAGACUUGGAGAGCGCCCCAGCCCUCAAGAUUCAUCCAAAAUACUUCGUCAUACCGUUUUACAAAUUCAAAGCAACCCGCUUUGCACAAAUAAAACAACAAUAAGCUACAACGCCACUAUUACAUUUUGCGCGGGAGACGGCAAAGGAAAGAGCGACACAUGUCAAAGGGACAGUGGAGGACCAUUUGUUCGCGAAAUCAGAAGAGGACGGUAAAUGCGUCGGUUAGUCAUUGGUAUUGUCAGCUGGGGCGAGGGGUGCGCUCAAAGGGAUAAGUACGGAUAGUACACCACAGAAUAUCCAUUUCUUGAUUGGAUCAACAGAACUAUCGAAGGCUUUAAGUAUAAGAUAGUUUAAUUACGAUUAAAUAAUGACUUGAUACUGGGUAACUUGUAGAGGUUAUGUCCUUCUUUGGUCAUAAUACUGUCACAGAUAAUUUUUUUUAUAUCAUUGUGGAUCAUAUCCUUAUUUUGUCAGAAUGGCUGCUGAGUUGUUGUUCGAUUAAUGGACUCGUUGGGCUAGCAAACGUUACGCGUUUACACACAAAAGAACAAAAGCUACAUCUCCACUUCGAAUCAUCCUACCACAUGAUGGUAGAAGGGUAAUAAACCAGCCGAACAGACCUAAUUUAGCUUUUAUGUUUUAGUUUUUCCAUUUCAGACCACGUGGUAUAGUACCCCAAAGAACCGCCCUAUCCACGUGCAUAUGUAUGCAUAAUUUAUAAAAAGACAAAAAGGAAAUUCCCUUGAGAACAUCCCGUGCUCUAAACUGGGAAAACAAAAAAAAGCUCUCUUGCUCCAUUCAACAAGUCCACCAAUCAAACAAGGAUACCUCGUGCUUUCUGUUCACAGUGAGACCCAUUCAAGCAUUCCUAGCCCAGGAAAAAACGUUGACUUCAUUGUUGGUUUCAGUCAAUAUUACGUUCUUCAGUCGAAAAAUUAAAAAUUAAAUCAAUCUUCGAUUCAACAAUCGAAUUCUGGUUGAUGAAUUGUAUUUACAUUGUUCUUUUAUUUAUUUCAGCUUGUACGAAUAUUAUGUCUGACACCCAGUGCCAAGAGUGGUCCAACAACAGACGCUGCUGUAUUUACUUCGUGGCUCACUUUUGUAGAAAGACUUGUCGCAAUUGUUAUUAAAAAGCCCAUGGACAAGAUUAUGGCUAAAAAAAAGGACUUCAGUCACAUCGAGAAGCAAUUGCGCGCAGAAAGUAGCCAGCAAUUACUGAACUAAAAAUAUAUAAUCAUGUAUACGUAUAAUAUAUUUCUGUUGUUGCAAAAACGUUGCGGCAAUCAUAGCUUAUAUUUGUUCCUUUAGCGAUAAAACUUCUUGAAAUCUUUAUUCCGUUCAAGUGUUCAGUUAACAGCGAUUCCUUUUUUAAGUGCAGUGCCGCGAUUUUGUGGUUACCUUAGCAGAAGUCGUAGUGGAAGGGGUAAUGGCAGUGGCUGUGGAAGUGAUCGUAGUAGUUAUAGUGACAGUGGAAAUGAUAGAGGUGGUCGAAGUGGAAGAGCAGGUGCAGGUGGACUGAGUGGUAGUGGAAGUGGCAGUGGUAGUGGAAGUGAUAGCGGUAAUAGUGGUAGUGGUGCUGUAGUGGUGGUGGUGCUGUUGCUGGUGGUUUUGGUAGUGGUUGUGGUAGUGGUAGUAGUAGUAUGGUAG